Stylonychia lemnae is the source of this 1272-nucleotide messenger RNA. NCBI's taxonomy places the organism in Eukaryota, Ciliophora, Spirotrichea, Sporadotrichida, Oxytrichidae. The record is from the annotation of a GenBank genome assembly.
AUGAUCAAAUCCCUCAAAAAGAGAGAUUCAUCACAUGACGUGAAGCUUCUGUAAUCAAGAUUCUAGAAGCUGAAGGUCAUUGAUGCCACUAAUCAACAAAAACACAAAAACCAUUAAGAGAUUAGCUAGAUCAGGGGAGACUCCCAGAUCGAAAACCUACAACCUAAUAAAUAGCAUUUGAAGUCAUAAGGAAAUAGCAGGUAUAAUCCUAGCAACAGAGGAAGUAAUUGCGGAUCAAUAGAACACCAAACAAUCGACGUGAAGCGUCACUCAAUCGGAAGAGGAAGAAUCACGACCCAUUCUAGAAUGGUGUCCUAGGACUUUAGCAAAAAGAGCACAAAGCAUUCAACUAUUACGACCUCAUCAGCAGACAAGAAUAGAGGGUCAAUCGCAAGUUUCGGAGCGAGGUCGAGGCCUAACUCCCAGAAACGAAGCAUACUGUGCUAAGACUACAUAGAGGUGGUGUCUAGUCACCUGAAGAAGACCGAGAGAAAGCACAAGAUCAGUCACUAGCACCUUAAGAACCAUAAAAUAACUGGAGUAUACAGAGCGAAGAUGGUCGACUGGAUGGUCGAAGUGCUGACUGCAUUCAAAUGCUCUGAUCAGACAUUCUUUCUGGCAACCAAUAUUAUGGACAGGUACUUCAACAGACUCAACGAGCUUUGUGAGAUCGACAGUCUCUCCAAUCACUCAAUUGAACUGCCAGAGCUGCACAUAACUGGAGUGGUCUGCAUGUUCAUGGCUUCUAAGUUUGAGGAUAUAUUCCCUCUGUUGAUGAAAACAGUUGUAAAGAAGAUCGGACAUGACAAAAUUACCGACGAGCAAAUUAGAACUAAAGAAUAAGAUAUUUUUAAGGCUAUUGACUUUAACCUUGGAGCGAUGCCAACAAUCCACGAGUUCUUGAACACCUAUAUCCACUAAGUCUUCGAAGAGCACGAGGAAAAGGACUUCAUUUCAAAGAUGUCUGUGUACUUGGGGAAGAUGUGCCUCCACCAUGAAAAGCUUUGCUACAAAAAAUCUUCUUAACUGGCGAGUUCCUGCAUCUACGUAGCCCUCAAGAUUUGCGAGCAGAUGCGCAAGAAGACCAUCUUCACCACCCAGAUCCUCGCGGACCUUCUAAGCACCUCCGGCGUCGAGGAGGAAAAACUGAUACGCCUCUCCAAGAAGGUCCUCUACCUGGCUCAAAACUUCGAGAAGGAACUCCCUGGUCUCUUCAAUCUCAGAGAAAUCUACAUCCCCCAACUCAACUAAUUCGUUCAAGCCAAAGAAUGA